AGUUUGAAAGAUGCCGGAACAAAUGAAAAUUCUCAAAAAUCUGUAAAUACCAAAAGAAAUUUACGCAAAUAUGGCGUCAGAAAUCAACAGUGAUCUGACAUGCGCACAUCAGAAAUCAACGUUUCUUCAAAGUAUGGUUAAGAGUGCGUUUCACUUAACGUCGUACUAAUUUUUCUGUCAAAGUUGAUUCGAAUCCAAACACUUUACCAAACAUAGCAACGUUUCUUCGGUGAUGUUAGAGUCGAAAGAGAAGGUUACGUUGGAUCCACAUGAUACGGAAGAUGAGGACCAAAUAUCGCAUAGAUUUAAAUCAGCAACUACAAUCGAACCGAUAUUUAGUAAUUCCGAACAAGAGAGAAGACUAAAGUCGAGCAAUGCCAAUAACGUAUCGUGUUUCCUUCCGAAUCACUCGGAUGAAAAUGGUGUAUUGGUACGAAAGCUACCAGGAAUAAAUUUGCCUGAGAAAAUUUUGUUCGUAAUCGACACUAUAAGAGAGAAGAAUUGCACUCCUUUCCAACUCACUACAGGAGCUAAGUACAUGCCUCUGUUUAUGAUUAAACGGGUAGUGGAAAGUUUUGUCUGUAUAAAAUCAACCCUUCAACGCAGCCACGAAUAUGCAGUAACGAUUCUAAAUUCUCAAGGUGCUCGUUGGAUUUGUGAUUUUACCAACAAUACUAAGUGCAUUAUCAAUUGCAUGGAUAUGAUCAACGAAGAUAUCCUGGAAGACGAUCAAAAGUCUUACGACUUAGGACAGAUGUUUGAACAAAUACACUCCAGGUUAUUCGUGCCACCAAAGAAACAUGGUAACGAAGAAAUGGUUCCACCAUUUCUCACCAGAGUAAUUUUACUAUACUCCAGAUCGUAUAGCAUCCCAAAAUUCCACACUGGUAAACAAUAUCUGGAAAGUCUUACAGAAAAUCCAUAUUUUUUUAUUGAUGUGUUAUACAUACACGAGCCACCGUCUUCCGAAAAUUUGUGCGAAGAAAUUUACGCGGAACUAGCGACGUUAGAUACGGCAAACUGUUCAUAUAUACUAGAAGUAGGAAGGAAUGCUGCAAAAGUACACGACAGUAUGGCUAAGUUGCUGGCGCAUCCUCUGCAACGACCGAUGCAGAAAGAAAUUUGUCACGCGAUUGUUCCAUCCUCCAGUUCUCAAGAAAUGUGUACCAAUGUUUAAUAGUAUAAUUUUUGUUCAUUGAAAA
Molecule: messenger RNA, 1202 nt
Organism: Hylaeus volcanicus
Lineage: Eukaryota; Metazoa; Arthropoda; Insecta; Hymenoptera; Colletidae
Product: BRISC and BRCA1-A complex member 1-like
Exons: 1
Coding region: 233-1177 (314 amino acids)
Biological process (GO): double-strand break repair; mitotic G2 DNA damage checkpoint signaling; positive regulation of DNA repair
Cellular component (GO): BRISC complex; BRCA1-A complex; nuclear body
Source: RefSeq, a predicted model, not a curated record